Molecule: messenger RNA, 567 nt
Organism: Parnassius mnemosyne (clouded apollo)
Lineage: Eukaryota; Metazoa; Arthropoda; Insecta; Lepidoptera; Papilionidae
Source: the annotation of a GenBank genome assembly
AUGGACCCUGUCUUCAUAACGCCGGAUGACGUAGUUGAGGCGGUUCGUAGGGCCCCGAAAUGGAAAACUCCGGGGCUCGACGGGCUGCAACACUACUGGCUAAAGGGGUUCGUGGUGUGUUACGCUGUGCUCGCCCGACAGUUUCAAGAGGCUCUCGACCAGAAGUCGCUCCCGAGCCUCUUCACUACUGGGAUCACUCAUUUGGUUCCUAAAGAUCAGGACACCACAGACCCGAGCAAAUACCGCCCCAUCACGUGUCUACCCACGAUAUACAAGACACUAACAUCCAUUUUGUGCGCGAGAAUCAGUCGUCACCUGAACUCAAAUCAGGUGAUGUCGCGCACUCAGAAUGGAUGUAGGGGCGGUGGUCGUGGAACCAAGGAACCACUCCUCAUUGAUGCGGUCAUUGGCAAGGUGGUUAAACGCAACCGUCGGAACCUCUCCGCCGCCUGGAUAAACUAUAAAAAAGCAUUCGACUCGGUGCCUCAUGCAUGGCUUAAGAGGGUCCUCGAGCUGUACAAGAUUGACUUUACAGUUAGAGACUUCCUCGGGCAGUGUAUGGGGUAG